AUGAAAAAGAAAAAAUCAGAGAAAUCACAUAAAUGUAUGAUGGUGAAUUCAAAUGUCAAUUGGGAAGACGUGUAUAAUAAAUGUCAUAAUAAAGAAGGGAAAUCAUGUGAAGAAUCAGAUAAUGUAGAUAAUUAUUUAGAAAAUCUUAGAACUUUUUUGGAUAAAUUAUAUUCUGAAAAAAUAAGUGGAGUUACGCUUAAAGCACAAAAUUGCAUUUCAUUCAAGGAAUGGAUUUACAAGAAAAAAAUGUGCAUAUGUGAAAAAGUUAAAGCUGAUAACGAGAAGUUGAUUCAAUUAAAAAACGUUUUUAAUAUACCAUCUAAUAUUAGUACAAAUUUCCCUGUCUGCUUCUAUGAGGAAGAUACAAAGAAUGUAUGCUAUGGAUCAUCAUCAAAUGAAAGUGCCUAUUUGUCGUCAACAGAAAAAUAUCCUGUUACAUAUGAUGCACUGAUAAUAAAAUUAGUUUAUUCUAUUUUUUUUCCGCUUCUAACCGUAUAUUCUAAAAUAAAAACGUUUCUAUAUAAUAAAUAUAUAAAGGUGUGUUCAAUAAAAAAUAAUAUGAAAAAAGGUUAUUCCUCUAAUAAUACCGAAGAAUUUUUCUUAGGACCCGAAGGGAAAAGAAUUAAUAUACAAUACCUAUCUAAGGAGUAUGCAUAA
Messenger RNA from Plasmodium gonderi, 657 nucleotides. RefSeq names its product variable surface protein. NCBI's taxonomy places the organism in Eukaryota, Apicomplexa, Aconoidasida, Haemosporida, Plasmodiidae. Bases 1 to 657 code for a protein of 218 amino acids. The record is from RefSeq and is a predicted model, not a curated record. The transcript has 3 exons.